This is a messenger RNA of Dermacentor albipictus, 1203 nucleotides long. RefSeq lists its product as uncharacterized. Lineage: Eukaryota; Metazoa; Arthropoda; Arachnida; Ixodida; Ixodidae. The record is from RefSeq and is a predicted model, not a curated record.
AAGAGAAUGGAAAAGUGAGAUAAUGCUUGAUGAAUGGCUUAGCAGAUGGCAACACAGGCAACACUGUCAUGAGAAAAUUCCGUAAGACUGCAUAAGACCUCGUGAUCGCGGAUCGCGUGUCGUAGCAAUUGGUCGUGACCAAAUAUCCCCAGUUCUAAUGGAUAUAUCCUAAGCUAGCGUUGCUUUCCAGAGAAGCUUUGGCCUUAUUUACGUUUAGAUAUCUCAACUACUGAACAGUAUUCCCGCUAGCGCAAUGUCCGACAAUCAGGGUGCGAGAUCCGCGAGCGCACCCAGCCAGUGGGCUGCGGACGCUGUGGCCUUCGUCCUGAAACAUUCGAGAGCUGGCAUCGUGCCCCUUUGCACCAACGUUGCCGCGAUACUGGAACAACGGGAUAGGCUCGCCCACGAAAAUGAAAACCUGGGUCGUGAACUGAAGAACUGCAAGGCAAUGCUUUCACUGCCCGUAGGGAGUGAGAAAGCUACCCCGAAUGCACAUUCGCGGCAGCAUUACGAAGAACAAGCAUGUGCCACAGGACAAGAUGCAUCUACAAGCAGUUUCCAACCACUAACUGUAAGCGACACAGAAAAUUGUGGCAGUGUUAUUGUGGCACCACUUGUCAACAGGGAAAAGAAAGGUAUCAUCGAUACACUAAAGGUUCUACGGCAGUUGCAUCAGUUUGGGAACCCUUGGGUGCCCUUAGACAGCUGUCUUUGUGAAGCCUGCAAAUCCUUUGAAGGAACCAAGGCUUCGCCGAAGGCUCUUACCUUCAACCUUCUUGACAAAGGCCACACCGCCAUAAUUCGAAGAAAACUCUUGGGAAAGAUUUGUUAUGUUGGCCACCUCGACACAAGUGCACCACACUGGAUUUGGCUGGGUCUUGACCUGCCUUACCCUGUGGGAUUCUGUGAUGGGAGACUUGGUGGAAAGACCUACUUUGAGUGCAAGCCAUGUCAUGGAGCAUUCUUCAAUGUUUCAAGUGUCACAGCAAUAAUUGCUUAACACAGCUUGCAGCUAGGCUGAACACACGUGAGCACAUCAUGAGAGGCAAUGUGAAAAAUACAAUGCAUGAUGUGAGGAAAUAUCACACUUUUAUUACUGAAUAGUUUCACUCUGAUGAAAAAUGCUUUGUACAUCUUUUGUACAGAUUGUUUUAUUUACACAUUUCACAUUGUUAGAAAUUAUAAGUAUCUACUUCAGUAGAG